This is a messenger RNA of Cuscuta campestris, 1756 nucleotides long. Lineage: Eukaryota; Viridiplantae; Streptophyta; Magnoliopsida; Solanales; Convolvulaceae. The record is from the annotation of a GenBank genome assembly.
GUUGGAAGCCUAUACACCCUCUCUAUUUAUAGGCUCCCAUCCCUUCUCAAUUUUCCUAUCCCACCGAUGUGGGACUUUGAAGUAACACUCAACACUUGCAAUCGGCGGUGGAUUGGGAUGGAGACGGGGAAGAAGAAGAAGGGGAAAUUGAAGAAAGAGGAGAAACCGGCGUCCAGGACGAGCAGCAAUGGCACGCAUGGGACCCCCCACGUCGCAGCCGGCGUCCAGGAUUCGGUCGCCGACCUUCACUCCCAGCAGAUCGACGACCAUCUCUUCGUGUAUUUGGGUCGCGUCGCGAUGGGAUUUCCCCUGGAUGGAGGGGGAGAAGUGGAAGGAUUGGCCCCAACCCCACUCGUAAAGGUCUGUGACGAGGCUGCAGAAGCUCAACCAGAUGUCUCUCUCCUACAGACCCCAAUUAUAGCCGUAGAAAAUAAUCAUAGCACUUUACCUGAGGAGAGUGAACAGUCUCAAAAGUGGGGCCUACAUUCCCUCUUCAAUGUACAGGAGCACUUUCCUUCCUUCUCAGCUGCUAAAUCUUUUGCCUCAAAAAUUUUCCUGUCAUCAGCAAGCAAGGAAUCAGUUAACCAUCAUCAUAACCCUCUAAAUCAAGGGAAGGCACUCAAAUCAUCAGACAAACACCACUGCUCAAAAAUAUUGGACAUGGGAUCUAAGGAUGACUUGUUUCUAAUUGAUCCUCAGGCUUGGGUCUCAACAGAUGUUAGCCUCAUAUCCCAGUUUAUCCCUAAGGUUAUCAAUGUCUCUGAUAACGAGCUCAUUUGUAAUGUUCCUAAUGAAGAGGAAGUGACUAAAGCUGUGUGGGAUCAUAGCCCAGACAGUGCAGCAGGACCUGAUGGUUACAAUGGCUACUUCUUCAGACAAUGUUGGAAUAUCAUCAAGUUGGAUGUCAUCCUAGCUUGCCAAGAAUUUUUCCUUGGAAUUCCAGUUCCUAGUUCAUUUGGGAGUACUUUCAUUACUUUGAUCCCCAAAUCAGAAGAUCCUAAAUCUUUUGGGGAUUACAGAACUAUAUCUCUUUCAACAUUUAUGAGAAAAAUCAUCAGUAAGAUCCUAGCAUCUAGACUUUCAGUCCUUCUGCCUAAGUGCAUAUCAGAGGAACAGACAGGUUUUCAAAAAAACAAAGGUGUAGAAGAGCAGAUACUUCUGACAGAAGAAAUGGUCCAUAUGAUUGACAAAAACACAAGGGGAGAUAACUAUAUUGUCAAACUAGACAUGGCCAAAGCAUUUGACAAGGUGGAAUGGGAAUAUCUAGAAGCUAUUCUGGAUCUAAUGGGAUUUAAUGAAAGGUCACAACAGCUUCUAAUGGCGAACUUGAAAGAGGAAGGAGGGCUGGGAAUCAGGAGUCUUGAGGAUACCCAAGAAGCAUAUUCUAUUAAACUUUGGUGGAAGGUUCAGACUGAUGAAACCCUAUGGGCUAAAUACAUGAGAGCCAGGAAUCUACAUCACAAGGAAGCUGAACGGCGAGGAAUGCGGAACAUAUUAAGCAGGCCAGGUGAAGAAGUCGAAGCUGUUGAAAAUCUUUGGUGAAGAAGACGAUGAUUUUGAAGAAGAUGAAGAUCUUGGGAGAAGUAUUAUGUUGGGUUCUUCCGUGAACUUUUCUUGUAUUAGUUGUGAUGUUCUAAUUAGUACAGGCUUUUUGUUUUCUUCAUCCUCUUGUAUUUUGUUUUUACUUUCGGGGCGUUGGUAUAGUCCUCCUCGAACGUGUACUUCUCUGUCUUUUUAAUAAAUUUGGUAAGGCCGG